AUGCACAUUCUUCCGUUAUCGUUCGCGCUUUUAACAUAUACUGGAUACUGGCGACCCGUUAACUUAACAUCCAUCAAAUAUUGGACGUACAUUAUUUAUUCUAUUCUAAUGAAUUUCCUACUUUAUUCAUUCACAUUUUGUGGUUUAGUCGACUGUUUUAUACUCAAGGAUCUCGAAACUUUUAUCGAGAAAUUCUCGCUGUUUCUGACAGUACUUGGUGUUAGCUGCAAAGUGAUGAACCUAGCGGUACGUCGGGACGACAUUAUUGGGCUUACCAAUAUGCUACUGAAGAAUAUCUGCAUACCCCGGAACGAUCAAGAAACGGAUAUCCAGCGACGCUUUGAUCGCAAUGCGAAGAUAAUCACUAUAUAUUGUGAGAUACUGAAUGAAUCUGCUGCCUUCUUCGCCACGGUUGCUCAAUUAAGAUACUUUAUCAGCACUCGGACUUUACCGCUCUAUGACUGGGUGCCCUAUGAUACCUCGUCAACGACCGCUUUUUGGGCAACCAUGUUGCACCAAACCAUCGCACUAAUACUUUGCGCGAAUGCCAGUGUUGCCCACGAAACUCUUAUUUCUGGUUUUAUGAUCCAAGUCUGCGCCCAGCUGGAUAUACUUUGCUAUCGUGCCCGUACGUUGCCAGAUUCGUUGCGAGAGGCUCGAAAAUGCAGUACAUCGAAAGAAGAUUUCAAAACUCGAGAACGGCGACUAGUCCGUGAGAUUGUCCAUCAUCAUCGCUAUGUAUAUAGGUUUGCGGAACGUAUCAAUGCGGUGUUCACUCUAAUGAUUUUCGUGCAAUUCUCCAUAAGCUCGACAGUGAUCUGUCUUAGCAUCUACAAAAUGUUGACAAAGAACUUGCUGAGCCUCGAUUUCGCGUAUAACUUGUCGUAUCUUGGUUGUAUGCUUAUGCAGAUUUAUUUAUACUGCUGGUUCGGCAAUGAAGUGACGCUUAAGGUAUAUAAAUUUUUUGUUAAUAAAUUUAUUUUUAAAUAUGUAUAGAGUACUGAAAUUGGGAGCGCCGUUUACGAGAUGGACUGGUCGAUGCUUCCUGUUGAUUUAAUGAAAACCUUUUUGGUGAUAAUUACACGAUCUAUGAGACCAAUCAAGAUAACUAGCGGAUACAUAGUCACUUUAUCUAAUGAAUCAUUUAUGAAGAUUAUCAAAAUAUCUUACUCGGCGUACAACGUCCUACAGGGAACGAUGCAUACUCUUCCGCUAUCAUUUGCGCUAUUGACAUGUGCCGGAUACUGGCGACCCAUUAACUUAACAUCCAUCAAAUAUUGGGCGUAUAUCGUUUAUUCCAUUGCUAUGAAUUUUUUACUUCAUUCAUUCACAUUUUGCGGUUUAGUCGACUGUUUCAUAAGCGAGAAUUUCAAGACAUUCGUUGAGAAAUUCUCGCUAUUCCUGUCAGUACUUGGCGUUAGCUGCAAAGUGACAAAUCUGACGGUACGUCGACAUGAGAUCAUCAAUCUCACCGAUAUGUUGUUGGAUGACAUCUGUAUACCCCGGAACACUCACGAAAUGGAUAUUCAGCGACGCUUCGAUCGCAACGCGAAGAUAAUCACCAUAUGCUGCGAAAUACUGAAUGAGUCUGCUGCCUUCUUUUCGAUUGCUCAAUUUCAACAUUUUGUCAACACUCGGACUUUGCCGCUCUAUGACUGGGUACCCUAUGAUAUCUCAUCAACGACCAUUUUCUGGGCAACUUUGUUGCACCAAACUAUCAUAAUAAUGAUUUGCGCGAACACCAGCGUUGCCCACGAGACUCUCAUUUCUGGUUUUAUGAUUCAAAUUUGUGCCCAGCUAGAUAUACUCUGCUAUCGAGCUCGUAUAUUGCCGGAUUUGCUACAAGAGGCUCGAAAAUGCAGCAUCUCGAAGGAAGAUUUUAAAGCGCGAGAACGGCAACUAGUUCGCGAGAUUGUACAUCAUCAUCGUUAUGUGUAUAGAUUUGCAGAACGCGUCAAUGCAGUGUUCACGCUAAUGAUUUUUGUACAAUUCACCAUAAGUUCGAUAGUGCUCUGUCUUUGUAUUUAUCAAAUGUUGACGACAAAUUUGCUAAGCGUCGAGUUUGCAUAUAGCUCGUCGUACCUUGGUUCCAUGCUAAUACAGAUUUAUUUGUACUGCUGGUUUGGCAACGAAGUGACACUAAAGGUCAAUUAUUUCAAUAUUCUUAAACUUUUUAAAAACAGCACUGAAAUCGGAAGCGCCGUUUACGAGAUGGAUUGGUCAAUGCUUCCAGUUGAUUUAAUGAAGACUCUUUUGAUAAUUAUUACACGAUCUAUGAAACCAAUUAAGAUAACUAGUGGAUACAUAAUUACUUUAUCCAACGAAUCUUUUAUGAAGAUAAUUAAAAUAUCUUACUCAGCGUAUAACGUCUUGCAGGGAUCUUAA
This is a messenger RNA of Cyphomyrmex costatus, 2385 nucleotides long. RefSeq lists its product as uncharacterized. Gene Ontology annotation, cellular component: plasma membrane. Gene Ontology annotation, biological process: detection of chemical stimulus involved in sensory perception of smell; sensory perception of smell. The transcript has 10 exons. NCBI's taxonomy places the organism in Eukaryota, Metazoa, Arthropoda, Insecta, Hymenoptera, Formicidae. The record is from RefSeq and is a predicted model, not a curated record. Gene Ontology annotation, molecular function: odorant binding; olfactory receptor activity.